GGCUAGGCUCCAAAAAUGGUCAAACAAAUGGAGCCUUAAUUAAAUACGUAUCUCUUCAAAGUUUGUUGAAGAUGCUGCUGUUUCUCGAAAGAUGUCGGGACCAGAAUGCAGUGCGAAUCCACCGGAGGUGAACAGUGUUUUUGGAAAAGGCAGCGUCGAAGAAAUCGGAGGCCUGAAAGCAUAUAUUACUGGAAAUCCCACUUCCGAUCGAGCCAUACUUCUUGCUUCUGAUGCUUUCGGCUAUGAAGGAGUUAUGCUAAGGAAACUGGGUGACAAAAUGGGUGAUAUUGGAUACCUGAUUGUCGUUCCUGAUUUCUUCUUUGGGGAUUGUUAUUACAGCACGAUGCCUCCACAACUCCGAGAAAAUUGGUUACCUAAUAAUCCUCCCGAAAAAGGAUGUGAAAACGCAUUGAAGAUAAUUGCUGAACUUAAAACUAGAGUAUCUGCUGUAGGGGCUGCAGGUUUUUGCUGGGGAGGGAUGAUGGUCAUCAAACUAGCAAAAUAUGAGGACAUUAAGGCGGCAGUUAUAUUGCACCCAGGUCGCUUGUCAUACAAUGAUGUUAAUGAGGUGAGGGUCCCAGUUGCAAUUUUAGGUGGGGAGCUUGACCAACUAUGCCCACAAGAAGAAGUGGAGCAUUAUGGGAAGAUUUUAGCAGCAAAACCACAAGUGGAGAGCUUUGUGAAGAUAUUUCGGGGUGUUGGUCAUGGAUGGGCUUCCAGAUACAGGGAGGAUGAUGAAUCUGCGGUCAAGAGUGCCGAGGAGGCGCACACAGACAUGCUCAAUUGGUUUUCCAAGCACCUCAUAUAA
This is a messenger RNA of Lactuca saligna, 808 nucleotides long. Lineage: Eukaryota; Viridiplantae; Streptophyta; Magnoliopsida; Asterales; Asteraceae. The record is from the annotation of a GenBank genome assembly.